AUGGGAGAGUACAUUCCAGAGACUGCAAAUGCUUGGAGAAAAGGAUACAAUCAUUUGGAAACGACGACUUAUAAUAGAGUCUUUCUUUUCUCUUCCAGACUAUUUGUUUGGUGCUUCUUUUUUGGAAAGAUCUAUUAUUCCGCAACCAAAUAUACAGAACUGGCAGAAAUAAUCAUGCAACAAGGCUAUUACGGAGAGCAUUGUUUCCGAGGAUUUUCGACAGACGCAUUUUCUCAAGUUUCUUGGUGGCUGAGUAUUUCAGGGCUUUCAAUGGUCGCGGAGAGCGAUAUAAAGCGCAAUAACAAUCUCAUCAGAGAAGGUUCACCUUCAUACGCCGUCUUCGUCUCUUUGAAGCUAAUUUCCCUGACACAGGUCGCAGUUUUAUCGUAUGAGCUGUCUGAACUCCUUCAAUCUGUUGGACUUGAAAACCUCACGUCAAAUACAGUUUUUGCUUUGACUUUUCUGCGAUUAACCUUUUGGGUCAUUUGCGUGUUUCACUCUUCUUACGAAUGUCCUCUUUAUGCGUCUGCCGUGCUACUGAUCCAGUUCUGGCAUCAACGAAUUUCGUAUCAAAAUAUUCAAUUAGCGCUGAAACUCAUUCCCGCCGCGAUUUAUCUAUAUCCAGCUGCUCUUUCGGCUUAUCCCUUCCAACGAUUUAUUCACGAAAAAGAAGAUUGA
Molecule: messenger RNA, 678 nt
Organism: Oikopleura dioica
Lineage: Eukaryota; Metazoa; Chordata; Appendicularia; Copelata; Oikopleuridae
Source: the annotation of a GenBank genome assembly